This is a messenger RNA of Vicia faba (fava bean), 1821 nucleotides long. The record is from the annotation of a GenBank genome assembly. Lineage: Eukaryota; Viridiplantae; Streptophyta; Magnoliopsida; Fabales; Fabaceae.
AUGGAGGAAGAGAAAAGCAUUAGAGGGAAUGGAGAGAAAGAAAAGGAGAAGAACAAUGGGAAGCAACGAGGAGGCAUCCGAACAUUACCUUUCAUCCUUGCAAAUGAAGUGUGUGAUAGAUUUGCGAGUUCUGGUUUUCACGCAAACAUGAUAAGCUACCUUACACAACAACUCAACAUGCCAUUGGUUUCAGCUUCAAACACUCUGAGCAACUUUAAUGGAGUUUCUAGUUUGACUCCUCUUCUUGGUGCUUUCAUUGCUGAUUCUUUUGCAGGCAGAUUUUGGACCAUUGUUGUUGCAACUCUCAUCUAUGAAUUGGGACUUAUUACUAUAACAAUAUCAGCUAUAAUGCCCCAAUUUCACCCUCCACAAUGUCCAACACAAACAAAUUGUGAAGAAGCCAAAUCCUCACAACUAUGGAUACUCUAUCUAUCACUCUUUCUUGCAUCCCUUGGAUCAGGUGGCAUUAGAUCAUGUGUUGUACCCUUUUCAGGAGAUCAAUUUGACAUGACUAAAAAAGGUGUUGAAUCAAGAAAAUGGAACCUCUUCAAUUGGUACUUUUUUUGCAUGGGAUUUGCUACAUUAAGUGCUUUAACCAUUGUGGUUUAUAUUCAAGAUCACAUGGGUUGGGGUUGGGGCCUUGGCAUUCCCACCAUUGCAAUGUUUAUAUCUAUCAUUGUCUUUGUUUUGGGCACAUCACUCUAUAAGACUGUGAAACCAAACGGAAGCCCGUUUGUUCGAGUCGCGCAAGUGAUUGUGGCCGCGUUUAAAAAGAGGAACGAGGUAUUGCCAAAUGAUCCUGAGCUUUUAUACCAAAAUAUCGAGCUUGACUCUCCUAUAGCGUUGGAAGGAAGACUUUCACACUCGAAUCAAUUCAAAUGGUUAGACAAAGCUGCAAUUGUAACAAAGGAAGAAGCGAACAAUCCGAAUGCAGUACCGAUUUUAUGGAAUAUAGUGACUGUCCAUAGAGUUGAAGAGUUAAAAUGUAUGAUUAGAAUGCUUCCAAUUUGGGCAUCAGGAAUUUUACUCAUAACUGCAGCAUCACAUCAAAGUAGCUUUGUAAUCCAACAAGCUCGCAUGAUGAAUCGUCAUCUCUCGCAUUCAUUCCAGCUUUCGCCGGCUAAUAUGGCAAUCUUCAGUGUACUAACUAUGAUGAUAGGUGUUGUUCUCUACGAACGCCUUUUCGUUCCAUAUGCUCGUAGAUUCACAAAGAAUCCUACUGGCCUUACAUGUUUGCAAAGGAUGGGAAUAGGCUAUGUGAUUAACAUUACAGGCACUAUAGUUGCAGCACUAGUGGAAAUUAAGAGAAAAAAAGUUGCUUCCGAAUAUCAUUUAUUGGAUAAUCCGAAAGCGAUUAUUCCAAUAAGUGUGUUUUGGUUGGUACCUCAGUAUAUUUUGCAUGGCGCGGCUGAAGUUUUUAUGUCUGUUGGACAUUUAGAGUUUCUAUACGAUCAAUCGCCGGAAAGUAUGAGGACGAGUGCUACGGCUUUGUACUGCAUAGCGACCGCUAUUGGAAGCUUUAUUGGUACAUUGAUGGUAACAUUAGUGCAUAAGUAUACUGGUAAAGAAAGGAAUUGGUUACCUGAUAGAAACCUGAAUAGAGGUAGAUUGGAGUACUAUUACCUUCUUGUUAGUGGGAUUCAAGUUAUAAACUUCAUAUAUUUUGUAGUAUGUGCUUGGUUUUACACUUACAAGCCUGUGGAGGAAAUUAGUGAAAUAAACAAGCAAGGAGAUUUGGAACAGGUGAAUGGAGAAGUCUCAUUGGUUAGUUUAAAAGAGGGUAAGGAGGAUGAAAAAAGAGAAUUUGCAAAGGAUGAAUGA